UUCUUUUAUCUACUGUUUCCAUGGCCAACCUUCAUCAUUUAGAAAUUUGGUAGAAUCUUGACCCUUUCUCUCCAUUGGAAGUCUUUGUCUCCUCCGCAACGAUAAACCCAAAUCCUAGAGGCGGUGCCGAGCCAACAUCAGCCAUGGCUGUACCUACCUGGUUGUGGACUCUCUCUGCGACCAUGACCUUAACUCUGAUCUCCUUGGUGCAUGGGAACUCCGAAGGAGACGCUCUGUACACUCUGAAAAAGAGCUUGACCGAUCCGGAUAACGUGUUGCAGAGCUGGGAUCCGAAUCUUGUCAAUCCCUGUACUUGGUUUCACAUCACCUGCGACCUACAAAAUCGCGUCACUAGACUGGAUUUAGGUAACUCAAACCUAUCUGGACAUCUGGUACCUGAACUUGGGAAGCUUGAACAUUUGCAGUAUCUGGAACUUUACAAAAACAACAUUCAAGGAACUAUUCCUGCCGAGCUGGGUAACUUGAAGAGCCUUAUCAGUCUUGAUCUGUAUAAUAACAACAUCUCAGGGACAAUACCUCCAUCUUUUGGGAAAUUGAAGUCACUUGUAUUCUUACGACUGAAUGACAACAGAUUAACUGGACGAAUCCCCAAGGAACUUGUUGGCAUGUCUAGCCUCAAAGUUGUUGAUGUGUCGACCAAUGAUCUGUGUGGAACAAUUCCUACCAGUGGACCAUUUGAGCACAUUCCUCUUAACAACUUUGAGAACAACCCUCGACUGGAAGGUCCAGAAUUGCUGGGUCUUGCAAGUUAUGACACAAACUGCUCGUAAAGAAGAAGAGAACAAUGCUGCAAAGCCUUGGAUUAGAUUAUGCACUCACCCAAAUAUAAAAUGUAUUACACUCACAGUAUAAACAGGAUUGAUCAAAAGCAGUCCCUUGUAUGAAUGUUUGUAAAUGCGUUUGUAACUGCAUGCGCAUGCUUCUUCAGUAAUGUUAGAGACAGAAACAUGUGUAGCUGUAAUGCUAGCUAAGAUUUCACUGCUGGUGUAAAUCGUUACUUCCCUAUUCAGUACCAACCUUUCUCUGCAUUCAUUUUAUACGACAGGAAUCACCCAGAUUCAAUUGUUAUGGCGACGCUGCUACUCUUAACAGAAUCUUGUUCCUCGUUUCAUUGAAGAAAACGUUUGUGAUUGU
Messenger RNA from Rubroshorea leprosula, 1155 nucleotides. The record is from the annotation of a GenBank genome assembly. Lineage: Eukaryota; Viridiplantae; Streptophyta; Magnoliopsida; Malvales; Dipterocarpaceae.